Notechis scutatus (mainland tiger snake) is the source of this 2060-nucleotide messenger RNA. RefSeq names its product DnaJ heat shock protein family (Hsp40) member A1 (gene DNAJA1). Lineage: Eukaryota; Metazoa; Chordata; Lepidosauria; Squamata; Elapidae. The record is from RefSeq and is a predicted model, not a curated record. Gene Ontology annotation, molecular function: Hsp70 protein binding; ATP binding. Gene Ontology annotation, biological process: protein folding; response to heat.
AAAAAAGAAAACUCCCCGGAUGCUGCCUAGCCUGAGACCGGCUCGGAACUUUCCAGAAAAGUCGCGGUCGUUUUGUCUGUGGGAGAGAAAGAGGCAGGCGAAGGUGGCACUCGGCGGCAAGAGCGGGUAGACUUACGGGGAAGACGUCAGGCUGCCUUUUUUUUUUCGGCCGAAAGCGCGAGAUAAGGUUGCAUCAUGGUGAAGGAGACCACAUACUACGAUGUGCUUGGGGUAAAACCUAAUGCCUCUCAGGAGGAGUUGAAAAAGGCCUAUAGGAAGUUAGCAUUGAAGUACCACCCAGAUAAGAAUCCUAAUGAAGGCGAAAAGUUCAAACAAAUUUCCCAAGCCUAUGAAGUCCUGUCUGAUUCCAAGAAAAGAGAGUUGUAUGAUAAAGGUGGUGAACAAGCAAUAAAAGAAGGUGGUAGUGGAAGCGGUUUUGGAUCACCAAUGGAUAUAUUUGAUAUGUUCUUUGGAGGAGGUGGAAGAAUGCAAAGAGAAAGGAGAGGUAAAAAUGUAGUUCAUCAGUUAUCAGUAACUCUUGAAGAUUUGUACAAUGGAGCAACCCGGAAACUUGCUCUGCAGAAAAAUGUGAUUUGUGAUAAAUGUGAAGGCCGAGGGGGCAAGAAAGGUGCAGUAGAAUGCUGCCUUAAUUGCAGAGGAACAGGCAUGCAAAUAAGAAUUCAUCAGAUAGGGCCCGGAAUGGUUCAGCAAAUCCAAUCUGUGUGCAUGGAAUGCCAAGGCCAUGGGGAGCGCAUCAGUCCCAAGGACAGGUGUAAAAGCUGCAAUGGAAGGAAAAUUGUUAGAGAAAAGAAAAUUCUGGAAGUCCACAUUGAUAAAGGAAUGAAAGAUGGUCAGAAAAUAACUUUUCAUGGUGAAGGUGAUCAAGAACCAGGAUUGGAGCCAGGAGACAUUAUCAUUGUAUUGGAUCAAAAAGAUCAUUCUGUGUUUACAAGGCGAGGUGAAGACCUGGUCAUGUCUAUGGAUAUACAAUUAGUGGAAGCACUCUGUGGCUUUCAAAAACCAAUUGCAGUGCUGGAUAAUCGAACUAUAAUAAUUACUUCUCAUCCUGGUCAGAUUGUCAAACAUGGUGAUAUUAAGUGUGUACUAAAUGAAGGAAUGCCAAUCUACCGUAGGCCAUAUGAAAAAGGUCGUCUUAUAAUUGAAUUUAAGGUGAUAUUUCCAGAAAGUGGUUUCCUUUGCUCAGAUAAGCUAUGUUUAUUGGAAACACUUCUACCGCCAAGGCAAGAAGUGGAAGAAACUGAAGACAUGGAUCAAGUAGAGUUGGUAGACUUUGACCCAUCUCAGGAAAGAAGACAGCAUUACAAUGGUGAAGUAUAUGAAGAUGAUGAGCACCACCCUAGAGGUGGUGUUCAAUGCCAGACUUCCUAAAGUGGUCUCACAGUUACACUUGUGCUGCUUGUCCUGUAUGUCAGUUGUGGAUGAGUGAAGGACUGAAGUUGCUAUAUUCAAGACUUGCUAUUGUCUCUGUAAUAUUUAAACUUAGUUGUUUUUAAAUCAAGUUAACAAAUUAAAAUUGAUAAAACUCUACUUGGAUCAAGUUGGAAUGUUCAUAUUUCUAUAUGGCCUCCUAAGGAAAUCUGAAGCCACUUUACUCUGGCUUAUUUUAUUUUGUGCAUCAUAAGUGUAUUGUGUGCAAAUGCACUGGCUUAGUAUUCAGUGAUUUCUGUUUAGUAUUAUAAAUUAUAUUCCCUCUUAUGUAUGCAUCUGUAUUUAUGAUUCAUGUUAAGGAUGUGAAAUUAAAAUUUUGUAUUCAUCUAGAUACAUUGAUGUGUUUUGGGUGUGCUAUGGCUGGUUGAGAUUUUGCACAGCGCCUGUAUGGAACUCUACUUGUUUUCUUCUCUGGAAUGUUGAACACCCUUUCAUUCUAUACUGAGCUUUAGUUAGAAUGCUGUAUAAAACUCAUUGAUGUGAGACAGGAUCCUGACAUGAUUCUUGGAUAGGAGUAAAAAAUUCAUCAAACGUCUUAAGUGUAAAUGGGACAAAAGCUGAAAUCUUUAAAAGGAUUCUGAAUAGCAAAUACAUAAUUUUAUAGAGGCAAU